UGAACAGGACCCUCCUCCUCCUCCCGUUCUUCUUCCGUCUGUUGCUGUCUCUUCUUCACCUCCUUCACUCUGCUGAUCCUGUUUGAAUGAGUGACGUCUAACAGUUCCAGAACACUGACAAUGGAGACGUCGGUGGAAGCAGCUGAGGUGUUGGUGCCUCCCACAUCUGACAAGGUGUCUUCCCUGGAGCCUGAGAGCAGCGAGGGUGAGACGGCAGGUGCAGCUUGCUCCGCCUCCUCUCCUGACAAUCUGGACCCUGUAGAGCAGUUCAGUCGACAGCUGAAUGACAUCAUCUACACGUAUAGCUCUGCAGCCGGCGUCCUCAACAAACAGAGUGGGGUGGAGGCGGAGGUGGAAAAGGUGAAGGAGGAGGCAAAAGAUGACAUCACAAGCGCCGUGGACACAGGUGACACAGAGGCCUCUCUCGUCAUGCAGGCCCUGAACGAACUCUCUUCUCCAGAGGAGAAACUGGAAGCUCUGGUCAGGAAGUAUGCUGAGCUGGCGGCCUUGCGGCGCUGCGAUCUGCAGACAUUGAGUGCUCUGCAGCAGAAGUUGUCCGUUGUGCUGGAGGAGCGGCAGCAGCUGCAGGCCGAGUAUCGCAGCAGCAUCGCAGCUCGCAGCAAACUGGAGAGUCUGUGCAGAGAGCAGCAGUCAUUCUACAAUGUUCUGAGGGAGGAGACUCUGCAGCGCUGCAAGGAGGAUGAGGAGAAGAGAACGGAGAUCACCACCCACUUCCAGAGCAUGCUCGGUGAGAUCCAGAGCCAGAUUGAGCUGCACAGCGCACGAAAUGAGAAGCUGUGCCGUGAAAACGUCAACCUGACCGACAAGUUGGAGAACCUCAUGACCCAGUGUGAACGGAGGGAGGAGAGUUUGGAGAAGAUCAACAAGCAUCGUGACCUGCAGCAGAAACUGAUUGAAGCCAAACUACAGCAGGCCAACGCUCUGCUGACCGAAGCUGAGGAGAAACACAAGAGAGAGAAGGAAUACUUACUGGUUCAGGCUGCUGAAUGGAAACUGCAGGCUCAGACACUCAGAGAGCAGGGGACUGUCAUGCAGGCGCAGCUGACCCUGUAUGGUCAGAAGUUUGAUGAGUUCCAGGCAACUCUGGCCAAAAGCAAUGAAAUCUACGUCCGUUUCAAAAAGGAGAUGGAAAAUAUGUCAGACAAGAUGAAGAAAGUGGAGAAAGAGUCCAAUCUGUGGAAGACGAGGUUUGAGAACUGCAACAAGGCUUUGACUGAUAUGAUAGAAGAGAGAACAGAGAAAGGUAGAGAGUACGAUCUGUUCGUCCUGAAGAUUCAGAAGCUGGAGAAGCUUUGCCGUGCCCUCCAGGAUGAAAGGAAAGUGCUCUAUGAAAAAAUCAAGGAUGUUCGCUACUCUAAUGCCAACCUUCCAACAAAGGUCUUUGGCAUCUCCAACCUCAAUAACAAGCCUGAGGGUGCCGACGAAUCUGCCCUACUGACUCCUGAUGAGAUGCAGGAAAUCGAGGAGGAGGACCCGGUUCUGACAGAGGGCAUGUCCCGCCUGAAGGAGGAGCAGACCAAGCUGCAAGAGUUUGCUGCCUCCCUGUUGACAACAACUGUUGACAAUGAGGAAGAGGAAAAUAAUGAGUUAGACCUUGAAGAAGAUCUAGUUUCAUCUGCAUUUUUCCAUUUCAAAGCAAAACCUCAAGUCAAAGAGGGUCUGGAUUCAGUCCCUGAGCAGGUGGAAGAUGUAAAGUCAAAAGCACCAGAUUCAGAGCUGCCACAGCCAGUGAAGGUGGAGGAGGUUCUAGAUCAGGUUGUGCCUUCUGCAGAAGCCACAACCACUCAGGAGACAACUUUAGAAACAGCAUUAGAUCCGAAUACAGAGGCGAUAAAGGUUCAGACACAAGUUGAGGCUGAAGAGGUGCAGCAAGCGGAGCCAGACGCAGAGAUCCAGCAGACUAUCACACCUGUACCAAAACUAGAACCAGAACAAGCCAAAGCUGAAAUAGGAAUGGAGGCGAUGAAGGCUGAGGUCCUGGAGGAGACCGGUGAGAUCACACCAGGGGCAACAGUGAAAGAUGUGAAAGACCAGGAGCAGUCCAUUGAACCUACAUCAGAAUCAGACCCUGAGAAAGCCAAGUUUGAUCCACAAACAGACGCAAUGAAGGUUGAGAUCCAGGAGGAGUCUGGUGAGGGCAAACCACAAGUGGCUCUGCAAGAUGAUAAGGAUCAGCAACAGCCCACUGAAUCUCUACUAACACCAGAGACUGAGAAAACUAGGGUCUCUCCCGCAAUGGAUGCAGAAGAAAUGAAGGCCGAGCUCAAGGAGGAGACCGGUGAGGGCAAGCCAGUGGUGCUUCUACAAGACGAGAAGGAUCAGCAGCAGAUAGCCGAACCCAUUCAGGCACCAGAAGCAGUCUUAAAACCCUCAGAGUCAGCCUCGUCUUCUGUGAACACUAAAUCAGCUCCAUCCUCUGACGCAGACCCCAAGAAGCAGGUCCCAAAGAAAAAGAAGAAGAAGAGUGGCAAGAAUGCCAGCUAAAGUUAGAGUGUGUAGAAGGUGUGUGUGUGUGUGUGUGUGUGUGUGUGUGUGUGCUGUUAUUUGGUGUUAAUAUGUACUUUUGCAAUUAAUUCAUUUAAAUGGUAGUAUCAGCUAAAGUGUUCUCUCUUUACUGUUAUUCAGUCUCACCAAACAUCAACAAAUGUAUUUCACAGUUUGUUAGAAUAAAGAUUUAAUUAGGCCUGACAUGUCUUCAUGAGUGGAAUAUUUUCUGGUAACUAACUGCAAUGAAAAGCUAAAAAAGUGCCUUAUGUAAGGCAAGGAAAAUAUAACCACUGGCUGGAGGUCAGUAAAAAGUAUUUCUCUCCUAACCAAAGAGUACCGUGUGCUAAAAUGACUCGAAUAAUAAAAAUGAUAAUCUGA
Messenger RNA from Oreochromis aureus, 2886 nucleotides. RefSeq names its product taxilin beta a (gene txlnba). The coding region runs from base 121 to 2505 and encodes 794 amino acids. NCBI's taxonomy places the organism in Eukaryota, Metazoa, Chordata, Actinopteri, Cichliformes, Cichlidae. The transcript is spliced from 12 exons. The record is from RefSeq and is a predicted model, not a curated record. Gene Ontology annotation, molecular function: syntaxin binding.